Messenger RNA from Bubalus bubalis (water buffalo), 2398 nucleotides. It is a transcript of the gene FASTKD2, whose product is annotated as FAST kinase domains 2. The transcript has 12 exons. The record is from RefSeq and is a predicted model, not a curated record. Bases 261 to 2327 code for a protein of 688 amino acids. Lineage: Eukaryota; Metazoa; Chordata; Mammalia; Artiodactyla; Bovidae. Gene Ontology annotation, cellular component: ribonucleoprotein granule; mitochondrial matrix. Gene Ontology annotation, biological process: regulation of mitochondrial mRNA stability; mitochondrial RNA processing. Gene Ontology annotation, molecular function: RNA binding.
UUUUCGGUAGGCUUUCUUCACUCUAAAUAUUUCCAACCGUCCGCCCGCGAACAAACGCUUUUUGACCUAUGAGGGAUCCGUAAAAUCUCGCGAUUCGCUCAGUUCGCGGGGAAACUGUCAUGGCCGCGCCUGUCUACAAUCACAGGCUUCUACUCUAAGGAAAAUGACGGCAGACAUGAGUUUUUAUUCAUAUGUAGAAGCGACGUGUGUGUCAUCUUGGUAACUUUAAAGUCUUUUGAAAGUACUUCAGUAACUAGAAAAUGAAUAACAGAGCGGGUUCCUUUUUAUGGAACCUCAGACAACUCAGUACUUUAGUUCCAACAGGCAGAACUGUGAGGCUAUAUCCUUUGGCAUUUUGCAGACCAAAUAUUGCUUAUUCAAACUGGAACCAAAGAAACCUCUUAAAUACCUUUGGUAAUAAAAUGCAUUCAUCUACUAGAUCUCUCUUUCAGGAUGCUUUAAUUUUUAAAUCAGAAGGUGAUGGCUGUCAAACAAAGGGCAUAAGCACAGCAACGGUCUUUACAGUUGAUAAACUACUUUGUCCUAGAAGACUGUCCUUUGAUUCAAAACACUUUCUUGUCUCUGUUAAUGAACUGAAGAAAAGCUUUCAUCAGGAGGCCUCCGAUGAAGAUGUUCUCACCAAGAGAAGAAAACCAGCCCUGAUCAGCAGUAGAAAACUGUCUCAGGAGUGUAAUUCCCUGAGUGAUGUGUUAGAUAUAUUUUCAAAAGCACCUACAUUUCCUAGUAGUAACUAUUUCUCAGCCAUGUGGACAAUUGCCAAACGGAUGUCGGAGGAUCAGAAGCGCUUUGAAAAACAAUUGAUGUUUAACCACCCUGCGUUUAACCAGCUGUGUGAACACGUUAUGAGAGAAGCCAAGAUCAUGUAUUUCGACAACCUGCUGUUUAGUCUUCAUGCUAUAGUGAAGCUUGGGAUUCCUCAGAACACGCUGCUCGUACAGACUUUGCUGAGGGUGGUCCAGGAACGUAUCAAUGAGUGUGAUGAGAAAUGUCUUUCAGUUUUGUCAACUAUCUUGAACACGAUGGAGCCAUGCAAGAAUGUGGAUGUUCUUCUGGCAGGAUUGCGGAUGCUAGUUGAUGAGCAGGUUUGGAAAAUAAAACAUGUCUUCACAUUACAAACUGUAAUGAGAAGUAUUGGAAAAGAUGCUCCGAUUGGUCUUAAAAGGAAAUUGGAGAUGAAAGCCUUGAAAGAAUUAGACCAGUUUUCUGUUUUGAAUUGCCAGCAUAUGUUUGAGGUACUGGCCGCCAUGAAUCACCGUUCCAUUAUCCUUCUGAAUGAGUGCAGUAAGAGAGUCACAAGUAACAUCCAUGGGUGUCCUUUUAAAAUAUUGAUCAACAUAUUGCAGUCUUGCAGGGACCUCCAAUAUAUUAAUAUAGAUCUUUUUAAAGGAAUAGCAGAUUAUGUGGCUACAACUUUUGACAUCUGGAAGUUGAAAAAAGUUCUUUUUCUCCUCAUUUUAUUUGAAAACUUUGGCUUUCGACCUGUUGGUUUGAUGGACUUAUUUAUAAAGAAAGCAGCAGAUGAACCUGGCUUCCUAAAUGUGAAAAGCCUUGUUGGUAUUCUUAAUGUAUAUUCUUCUCUCAAUCACUUCUACAAAUGCCAGACCCACGAGUUCCUAGAAGUUAUGGCCAGUGCUCUGACUGGUAGUCUUCACCACAUAUCUUCUGAAAACCUGUUAAAUGCAGUGUGUUCAUUUUGCUGGAUGAACUAUUUUCCCCUGGCCCUCAUUAAUCAGCUUCUUCAAAAGGACAUCAUUGAUGAUCUGCUGACGUCAGGUGACGUGGAGAGGAAUGUUCACAGGCUUCAUGUUGUGGCUGCUUGUCUAAAACUCGAUGAUGCUCCCUGUCACAAGGACCUGGACUUGGUGCUGCCGCAGUUGCCCCCCACGACCUUCUGUCCACAGCCAAAGGUCGCCGCAGCGCUGAGUGACCUUCUGGGGGAAGGGUGCUUCUCACAAAGUGUACAGUUGCCACAUAAUUAUUUUAUUGAUUUUGAAAUCAGAAUGGAUGCUAACCAGAGCCAAGUGCUUCCAUUUUCUGAUGUGGACGUGGUAACUUCUACAGAUAUUCAGAGAGUAGCUGUGCUCUGUGUUCCUAAAUCUGCUUACUGUUUGGAUUCAACCCACCCCAAAGGAUACCUUGCUAUGAAAAUGCGGCAUUUGAAAAUAAUGGGUUUUCAUGUAAUCUUGGUCAAUAAUUGGGAGGUGGAAAAACUAGAGAUGAAGGAUGCAGUCGCAUUUUUGAAGACUAAAAUCUAUUCACCCAAAGCACUGUCUUCUGCUGAUAUACAUUUGCAAAGCACAUGUUAAAGUGAAAAACAACCUUUUAAUGUUUGGAGACCUGAAUUUGUAAAAAUAACUUUAAUAAAUACUAUAAUUCA